UUUUUGCCAAUUAUUAACUAGUAGGACGAAUCGUAAGUUUUUGUUCAAGGGGACGAAUCCAAGGGGAACGACACGGCGGGCCAAAUGGGACAUCACAGGAAAUCUAACAGUCUCGUCACACUCUCUCGUUUUUCCUCUCUUUCAUUUAUUUACUCUCUCGUUUUUAUCAUUGCUCUCUACUUUAGGUUACCGGUUUCGAACUCCAAUAUCUCGAAAAUUACAGAUCCGAUUCGAAUUCUGUCAGACUAGUUUUAAAGUUUCCAUUCUCUUCUUUCUAAUA
Messenger RNA from Meloidogyne enterolobii, 280 nucleotides. The record is from the annotation of a GenBank genome assembly. NCBI's taxonomy places the organism in Eukaryota, Metazoa, Nematoda, Chromadorea, Rhabditida, Meloidogynidae.